Molecule: messenger RNA, 2051 nt
Organism: Setaria italica (foxtail millet)
Lineage: Eukaryota; Viridiplantae; Streptophyta; Magnoliopsida; Poales; Poaceae
Product: probable magnesium transporter NIPA8
Exons: 14
Coding region: 528-1787 (419 amino acids)
Biological process (GO): magnesium ion transport
Cellular component (GO): membrane
Molecular function (GO): magnesium ion transmembrane transporter activity
Source: RefSeq, a predicted model, not a curated record
CUCCCCUCCCUCGGGCCUCCUCGUCCACCACCACCACCACCGCAUCGCAGCUUUCUUCGUUGCUCGCCUCGCCUCCUCGCCGCCGCGGCCACCCGAGCAUCCCCUGCUCUCAGCCGCUGCCUUCCGCCGCCUCCGCAGACCCUCGUCUCGCCUCGCCGCACCCGCCCUCCUCCUCUCGCGUCCUCGGCGGACCUCGCCGUCAGCGGAUCCGGCCGGCGGGGUGCCGUUGUGCGCUGGCCCUGCAGCGCGCGGGCAGCAGUGGAGCGGAGGGCCCCCCUGCCGCCCGCUCCGAGGAGCAAGCACGCGGCACGAUUUGCUGGCUGAGCUCCACACUGGUUCUUGGAGGUUUGUGACACACUACUGGGGUGAACACACCCACGGAAAAAAGGAAAGAAAAAAGGAGAGAGAAAGAAAGAUCUCAAUGGUUUGAAGUCUUCUGCCAAAAGCAAGAGCAAUGUGCUGUUGUAGAAGGGGCUUGUUGAAGGAGCAUCCCAUAUAUUUGUAGCAGAUACCUGUACGCUUGACUCAUGGGUGACUGGGUUAUAGGGGCGUUGAUAAACAUCGUGGGGAGUGUUGCCAUAAACUUUGGUACCAACCUUCUGAAAUUGGGCCAUGAUCAGAGAGAAAAGCUUUCCGCUAUUAACAACAGUGAGGGCAAUGAAAAAUUUGUUCCAAAAUCAGUCAUGCAUUUCCAGACUUGGAGAAUAGGUAUACUCUUUUUUGCUGCUGGGAACUGCCUCAACUUCAUGUCCUUUGCAUAUGCUGCACAGUCACUUCUUGCAGCUCUUGGAUCAAUCCAGUUUGUGUCCAACAUUGCAUUUGCCUACUUUGUAUUGAACAAGACUAUUUCGGUGAAAGUCAUGGUAGCCACAACAUUUAUCGUCUUUGGCAACAUCUUCUUAGUUUCCUUUGGCAACCAUCAAUCACCUGUUUACACGCCGGAGCAGCUGAUCGCAAAAUACAGCAAUUUGGUGUUUGUUCUUUAUUGCAUGUCAUUGGUAUUUGUGGUUGCAUUCAACCAUUAUCUCUAUAGGAGUGGAGAAACUAUUAUUUCAAAUAGCUCAAAAGAUGCUGGUACAUAUUGGCGAACAAUGUUGCCAUUUUCUUAUGCUGUUGUAUCGGGUGCUAUUGGAUCUUGCUCAGUCUUGUUUGCAAAAUCAUUGUCUAACAUGCUGAGGCUUACUAUGAGCAGCAGAUACGAGUUCCAUAGUUUGUUCACAUACUCAAUUGUUCUGCUUUUUCUGUGUACUGCUGGAUUUUGGAUGGCAAGAUUGAAUGAAGGGCUGUCAUUAUUUGAUGCAAUACUGAUUGUUCCAAUGUUUCAAAUUGCAUGGACCUUCUUCUCUAUUUGUACAGGAUUUGUUUACUUUCAAGAAUAUCAAGUAUUUGAUACACUCAGGAUAAUUAUGUUUGUAUUGGGCAUGACAUUCGUCUUCUUAGGGAUUUCCUUGCUAGCACCUGAUGACAGUAAAGCAGCUGACACCAAAGAUGGUUCGAGCGCCACUGAGGACUCAGUAAUUGAUAUGGACAGAAACGGAAAGAUGCAGAUGGAGGAGACAGAAGCAGAUGAUAGCAACUCCUUUGUAUCUUCUGUAAAAGUAAAAGCAAAACGUGUAUUGUUGAAGGCAAAGUCGGCAUGCUCUAUGUCCCUUGGCCUUGGGGAGGAGUCCAUAAGCGCUUCGUCGGUGCUUGCAAUGCCUAUGGUCUCGUCAAGAACAACUGGCUUCAGAGGCAAUGACCGGUCGAAGUAUGUCCCCUUACGAACCACAGAUUGGAGUAAUCUAUAGCCGAUGGUGAUCUAUAGAUACACAGCAAAGGUCUUUACUUUUGAUGUUGCCUAGCGGAUGCCAGUAAAGUUUUUUGUUGCUUCCGAGGGCAAUUAUUUGUUCUCCGCCAUAGUUAGCUGUAACACCAGUGUAUAGUUCAACGUCUUUUACCCCCUUGAAACACUGUCCAUACCCAGGUUGUAAUUCUUGGAAACAGCUGCCUGUGCUACAUACAUGUGUAAACACGCCGUUUUAGGUUAAAAACUCAAGUGAUUCGAUCCGUCU